Messenger RNA from Pararge aegeria (speckled wood butterfly), 1805 nucleotides. RefSeq names its product transmembrane protein 184C. The record is from RefSeq and is a predicted model, not a curated record. Gene Ontology annotation, biological process: transport. The transcript has 6 exons. The coding region runs from base 254 to 1585 and encodes 443 amino acids. Gene Ontology annotation, molecular function: transporter activity. Lineage: Eukaryota; Metazoa; Arthropoda; Insecta; Lepidoptera; Nymphalidae.
GAUUCCUAGAAUUAAAUUAAUUCAUAUUUCAUAAACAAUUUCACUAACUAGUUAUUAACGGCGUCAUAUAUUUUUAAGGACUUUUAGAACAUUAGCAUACAUAUUUUAUCUAUGUAAGAGUUACCAUUGCAGAUAAAUCACUAUUAGUCCGAAUUCUCAGUGCUUGAAACCUUCUACAAAUCCCUUGUCAUGGAAACAACUGUUAGAAUUAGAUAGAUGACCAAGGAAAACAAGCGGUUUUUGGGUGAAUACAAUGUGUUCAAGGGCGGUCACAUCGUUUUUUAGCCAGUGGAGGCUUUGGAUUCGACCUUUAUUUAUUACCAGUUAUGUUAUACUCGUGAUAGUAUUAGUGCCACUGGUAAUAAUUCAUUCGCUUCAAAAUGGCUUCACAAAGUCUGACCAAGGCACCCUUAUUGCUGGUGGGUUUGUUCUUUUGGCGGUGCCGAUAUCUAUAUGGCAGAUCACUCAACAUAUCGUACAUUACACAAAGCCAUCACUUCAAAAACACAUUAUUAGGAUAUUAUGGAUGGUCCCUAUUUAUGCCCUUAAUGCAUGGAUAGGUUUAGAAUUUCCUGAGCAAUCAAUUUACAUGGAUUCUCUGCGGGAGUGUUAUGAGGCUUAUGUCAUUUAUAACUUCAUGAAGUACCUGCUCAACUACCUCAAUGAGGACCAAGACUUGGAAGCUGUGUUAGAGACUAAGCCCCAAGUAAACCAUUUAUUUCCUCUAUGCUGUAUGGCACCGUGGGAAAUGGGACGUGAGUUUGUUCACAACUGUAAGCACGGUAUUCUCCAGUACACUCUAGUAAGGCCUUUGACCACUGUGAUAUCAAUGGUAUGCGACCUCUGUGGGGUUUAUGGGGAGAGCGACUUCAGCCCCAAUGUGGCUUUCCCAUACAUGAUAGCAAUAAACAAUCUCUCGCAGUUUGUGGCCAUGUACUGCCUGGUUCUGUUCUACCAGGCCAAUAAAACGGAAUUGAAACCAAUGAAACCGAUUGGAAAGUUCUUAUGUAUUAAAGCAGUAGUCUUCUUCUCUUUCUUCCAAGGAGUCAUUAUCAAUAUUUUGGUAUUCUGCGGAGUAAUAUCAACGAUAUUUGAUAUAGACAAGACUGACAAGGACAAGAUAAAAAUCAUAUCUUCCAAACUUCAGGACUUUCUCAUAUGUAUAGAGAUGUUCCUGGCUGCGAUCGCGCACCACUACAGCUUCUCGUAUCGGCCGUUCAUGACGUCACACGACGAUUCGACUUCCUGCCUCGGGUCGUUCCUGGCCAUGUGGGAUGUUUCUGACGUCAAAAGGGACAUUUCUGAGCACCUUGGAGUAGUCGGGAGCUCGUUCAGCAGAAGACUGCGAGGUAAAUCCAUGUACCACAUGGCGAGGGGGUACGACGAGAGUACCAGACUUAUGACUGAGCCGGUACCUUCGAGCUCGGCUCCCAAUCUCACUAUAGAAGCAACGGAACCGCCCUCCGUGGAAGUUCGACCUUCUGUAUAUGGCUCCCUGGAGAAUACCAUGACCUCAGCGUCUAUGAACUCUGAAGCUGAGCCUUUGCUCGAUCACUCGGAUGAUAGGAAUGAUCCGGAAGUGUAAAUUCAUACUUACGGAAUGUUUUUUUAGGGCCUGUCUUAAAAUUUAAACAUUCUUGGAUAGAAGCAGGCGUUACUUUGCGGAAUUCCAUGAUAUAUUAGGAAUAUGAAGCUUAAUUGUCACUCUUAGAGUAUAGCAUACUCCGCGAAAAGCAGGAGAAUCUUUAAUUUGUAAUUUAUAAUUUCUAAAAUCUUUAUACUCCACACCAAAACAGAUCUUCGGC